Messenger RNA from Zeugodacus cucurbitae (melon fly), 1321 nucleotides. RefSeq lists its product as uncharacterized. Lineage: Eukaryota; Metazoa; Arthropoda; Insecta; Diptera; Tephritidae. The coding region runs from base 153 to 1193 and encodes 346 amino acids. The transcript has 8 exons. The record is from RefSeq and is a predicted model, not a curated record.
ACAAAAUUCGAAAAUUCAAAUGAAAUAAACACUUUCCAAAAUGCGUUUGACAUAUACGUAAAUAUGUAAACAAGUAAAACAAAAAUAGUUUGAUGAAAUUUUUGUAGAAGAAGAGGCAAAAAUUACAGACAAAAUUCUAAAUUUCAAGUAGAAUGGUUGAAAACUACUUCAACACAGGAAGCACAAGACGGAGUUUCCGCAGCAACAGCGGCCAGCGCGGCUUCGAUUGCAGGCCUCAGUUCCAACAACAAAAGCGCAACAGCUGUGAACCCUCCACGUCCGCGGCGGCGGCGGCCGUACGUGAGAGCUACGACAACUGUGGCUGUUCGACCCGCAAGCUAUCAACCUCAGCAUCCUCGUCGCCGACACGUUUCAGCGCGAGCACAAUGCCGAAAAUUUGCUCGAACGACUUGGACACCGGCGCUGGCAUGCUAUCAUCAACGCCACAGUCCGCAUACAGGAUGUCACGCAACAGCUGUGGUCAGUCGGCUGCAUCACUGGUGCAGGAUUCUUGCAACAAUCUAAGCAAAGCUUCAAAUGCAUCUUGUUGUUGCUGCUGUCCACAUUGUGGCAAACCGCAGGAUCCAACGCAAACACCAGAAACCACAACAACAACAUGUCCACCACCCAAGCGCCCACUGCCAUGCAGACAGAAGCCACAGCCACCAAAGGAAGAGAAGCCAUCAGCCGAGAUGGAGUUCAAGUGUCGCAUGCGAAAAUUGCAAUUGGAAAAUUUGGUUAAAGAUCAGUACUGCCCAGGUGCCAUACAAAGUACAAUUGAUUGUGAGGAGGACUUUAAUGAACUGUCCUUUCGUCUGGUAUUCGGUUGUGAUCCACUGCCCUGCACGCUGCCCACCGUGGAGCCCAUCUCCUUAUUGGAAGCAUUUGCGAUGCGUGUCGAAUUGGAGCGUUGUUUACUCGCCGAGGAGUCGAACUAUGCCGAGCCGAGACGAUUAUCGCAUCGUGGUUCGUCGGAAAUGGACGAAGUGGACGAAUAUUUUAGUAAAAAGUACAAAACGGCUCUAAAUGAAGCGCUAGCGAGUUUCUUGAAGGCUGAGAGGUGUUACUAUCUGGAAAAUCCAAAUAUGAACGCACUCGGUAUGGAUGCACAAAUCAAUAAGACCUGUACAUGCCUGCCAAGCAGCUCUUUCAAAAUUACUGCCUAUACGGGGAAUACGCGACCGAUGCAGUAGAAUGUUAAGGUUUACUUUUAUGUGUUAAUUUAUAAAAAUGUAUAUGUUAUUCAAAUUGUAUCUGUGAUAAAAUUUGUAUAAUUAAAUAAUAAAUUACGUUGGCAACAUGUAGUUGAAAAAUUAACAGA